UGCAGCGGGUUGCAGGGCGGCGCAGAGUCCGGAGGCCGGCGCGCGGAGCGGUCCGUAUCCCCGAUCUCUGCGGCCCAGCCCGCCACCGAGGCGCGCAGGCGGGCGCGCGGAGUGGCCGCUCAGGAGGAUCUCUAUACACCCCCAGAAACUACUCAAUGCUGAAGCCUUUCCACGUGGUAUCAGACACUUUGGAAGCACCAUGGAUGGGUUUUGUGAUCAGCAAGUCCCUUUUAUGGUCCCAGGGAAAUCUCGGUCAGAGGAAUGCCGAGGUCGGCCUGUGAUUGACAGAAAGAGGAAGUUUUUGGACACGGAUCUGGCUCACGAUUCUGAAGAGUUGUUUCAGGAUCUUAGUCAACUUCAAGAGGCGUGGUUAGCUGAAGGCAAGUUUCUUAACUGUGCUGUUCUCCCUGUAAAGCAUUCUCUUGUGCCUUUCAGUAAAACCCAAAGAUCUAAAACAGGAAUCUCUUUUCCAGCUCAAGUUCCUGAUGAUGAACAAUUUGUCCCAGAUUUCCAGUCUGAUAACUGGUCUCUCACUGAGGAAGCUGGACCUCAUCAGCAGGCUAGAGCUGGGAUUACAGUGGUGCUUCAUGCUCCACCUCCCACCAAGAUCAAACGGGAGCUGCAUAGCCCCUCCUCUGAGUUGUCAUCCUGUAGCCAUGAACAGGCUCUUGGUGCUAACUAUGGAGAAAAGUGCCUCUACAACUAUUGUGCCUACGAUAGGAAGCCUCCCUCUGGGUUCAAGCCAUUAACCCCUCCCACCACUCCUUUGUCACCCACCCAUCAGAAUCCCCUGUUUCCCCCACCUCAGGCAACUCUGCCCACCUCAGCUCUUGCCCCUGGAGCUGGCCCAGUUCAAGGGGUGGGUCCUGCCCCCACCCCUCACUCACUUCCAGAACCUGGAUCACAGCAACAAACAUUUGCGGUCCCCCGGCCACCACAUCAGCCCCUGCAAAUGCCAAAGAUGAUGCCUGAAAGCCAGUAUCCGUCAGAACAGAGAUUUCAACGACAGCUGUCGGAACCCUGCCACCCCUUCCCUCCUCAGUCAGGAGUCCCUGGAGAUAAUCGCCCCAGCUACCACCGUCAGAUGUCAGAGCCUAUUGUCCCCGCAGCUCCCACACCCCUUCAGGGAUUCAAGCAGGAAUACCACGACCCACUCUAUGAACAUGGGGUCCCAGGGAUGCCUGGUCCCCCAGCACAUGGGUUCCAGUCACCAAUGGGAAUUAAGCAGGAGCCCCGAGACUACUGCGCCGAUUCAGAAGUGCCUAACUGCCAGUCAUCCUACAUGAGAGGAGGGUAUUUCUCCAGCAACCACGAAGGAUUCACAUACGAAAAGGAUCCCAGGCUAUACUUUGAUGACACAUGUGUGGUACCUGAAAGACUGGAAGGCAAGGUCAAGCAGGAGCCCACCCUGUAUCGAGAGGGGCCCCCUUAUCAGCGGCGAGGCUCUCUUCAGCUGUGGCAGUUCCUUGUCACCCUCCUCGAUGACCCAGCGAAUGCCCACUUCAUUGCCUGGACUGGCCGAGGCAUGGAAUUUAAGCUGAUAGAACCAGAGGAGGUGGCUCGGCGUUGGGGUAUCCAGAAGAAUCGGCCAGCCAUGAACUAUGACAAGCUGAGUCGCUCCCUGCGCUAUUACUAUGAAAAGGGCAUCAUGCAGAAGGUGGCUGGGGAACGGUACGUCUACAAAUUUGUCUGUGACCCCGAUGCGCUUUUCUCCAUGGCCUUCCCAGACAAUCAGCGCCCAUUCCUGAAGGCAGAGUCUGAAUGCACCCUCAACGAGGAGGACACCCUACCACUGACUCACUUUGAAGAUAACCCUGCUUACCUCCUGGAUAUGGAUCACUGCAGCAGCCUCCCCUAUGCUGAAGGCUUCGCUUACUAAGUUUCUGAAUGGCUGAGUGGCCACACCCUAGAGCUAGCAGUCCCCAUUCAGGCAAAUGAGGGCAGUGGUUUUGUUUGUGUUCUUGGCUGUUCCUAAAGCUUGCCCUCGAGUAUUAUCUGGAGAACCCAAGCCAUCUCUGGAUUGACACCCUUAAAGACAAAUACCUUGGCUAGAGAGUGGGAACAGGGAGAGAGAGAGACAGGAAAACCACAAAGCAGCUGGUGAUUCUGAUGAGAUUCCUUGGAAGAGUUGAAAGUGGAGCCUCCUUGCCAGCAUGGACAGUAUGUGCAGAGCAGUACCUUGUUCAGGUUAGCACCCAUGCAAGGGGACGGAGUGUAUGACAAUCUGCAUUGAUCAUGGACUACUAAAUGCCUUUAGAAGGGCUUUGACUUGCACAAUUCUUUCGAAAGAAAUCCCACACCCAUAGAAAAGUCGAAAGGCUAGGUUGGGGAGGCUCAGAUCACUAAGGCUUGGAAUUUGCAAAACUCAUGUAGCUCAGUUUGAUAUGUUUCCCCUAAAUCCAGAACUGGGGAGACCAGGACAGCUUUUACCCACUCCGAGGUUCUCUGACCACUGCUUCUCUUGAGCCUUCCGGCCAGAGUGGUCACCAAGUAGAUCAAGCCCCUCCCCUCCCAGUCACAUGGCUGAGUGCGGAUAGCUUUCAUUUUAGAAGAAAGGCAAUUAAUACUUGACAGUAUUUUGUUUUGCUUUGAUUGGGGGGGGGGAGAUCAUUUUGUUUUGGUGGUUGUUUUGGAAAACAGUUUAUAUAAACUGAUUUUUGUAGUUUUGGUAUUUAAAGAAAAAAAAAACAAAAACAAACUUUUUGGUAACUGCACUAUGUCCCUUCGGCAGGGCCAUGCCCACUUACGAAGACGUUGCAGCUUGUAGGGGCUUUGCUAGGGCUUCCUGAACUUCACCAUGUAGAAGCCUGCUUGGUGCUUUGCGCACCAGACAACCUGUUGAAAUACUUACAUCUGAUUUGUACAUUUUUGAAGUGUGCAGGGCAGCCUGGACACAGCGUAGAUUCCAUGUGUAUAGUUCUCCUUGCUCACUAACGCCCUUUCUGGGAAGCAGAUGUACAUACUACACUUCAUUUCCAUUUAACAGCUGGUUGCCUGGUGGGAACCCUAUAGGCAUCAGUCUCUGUUUCCCCUUUUUCCAUUUUGGACCUUCAACCCUGCAUAAUGGUUCCCUGGGGUCUGAAACUUACCUGUCACUGGUGGGUAAAAAUAGUACUAGCUGGCAUUGUGGCUUCCUGCUACCCUAUUUUUGUUUUAAUUUCUGAUUGCUGUAUUAUAUUGGGAAUGUUUUAAAACAACCAAACUAAAGCUGUGUGAAACUUGGGUUUGGAGUGGAGAAGUCACCAAGGAGUGCCGGUACCUUGUUGUCUGCUGCCCCGGGACAGGAGUGUGCUGUCCUUGACACUCCACACCCAUUACGAGUGUUCCUCCAUGCAGGACACAGAGCUGACAAAGUGUGGGACCUGCUUUCCUAUCCUACAGUGAGGCACUCCGUCGCGCUCUCAUGACCCACAGCACCUUUGUGAAGAGGUUCACCGGGAUAACGGGUGCAUUUUAUACCUAUGGGAAACUAAGGUUUUCCUCCUGAAAGCUAGUCAGCCCAUAGAGGUGUCAAGCCUGAAGCUUGGGCCUUAAUUAGCAUUGUACUCUACUGAAAGAGCUCUUUCUGAGGCAUAUUUAUAGCUUUCUAAUCUACACAUAGUCUAUACAUAGAUGCGAAUUUUACCCAGCUGGCUAGAGAUUUAUUUGUUGUAAAUGCUGUAUAGAUUGGUUUUCUUUGUUUGUUUGUUUUCCCUUCCUCUCUUAUACUGGUUUGGGGUUUUUUUUUUUUUGUUGUUGUUGUUGUUGUUGUUUUGUUUUUUUAAUGAACUUAAGCUGUUUUAUUGGGUAUGAAAAGAAUCUAAUGUAGCCUGAGCUGCCCCUCCCCUGCUGUGACUGCACAACCUGUGCUGUCAAGGGACACAGGACAGCAGCGUCACUUUGCAUUCCCAUUGGACUCAUGUACCUCCCAUGUAGCUGUUUCCUUCAGGGUGUGGGGCUUGUUUCAUUCAUUUGCUUCUUUCCCAGAGUUUGGAAGGUCUACAGUGCAGAAACCCUUUCCCCUGCGCAGGGCUGUGUACAUCCUGCCAAGCUGCGUUAUAUUCUGUACUGUGUACAAUAAAGAAGUUUGCUUUCCUUUA
Phodopus roborovskii (desert hamster) is the source of this 4079-nucleotide messenger RNA. RefSeq names its product ETS variant transcription factor 5 (gene Etv5). NCBI's taxonomy places the organism in Eukaryota, Metazoa, Chordata, Mammalia, Rodentia, Cricetidae. The transcript is spliced from 13 exons. Gene Ontology annotation, cellular component: nucleus. Gene Ontology annotation, biological process: cell differentiation; regulation of transcription by RNA polymerase II. The record is from RefSeq and is a predicted model, not a curated record. Gene Ontology annotation, molecular function: sequence-specific DNA binding; DNA-binding transcription factor activity, RNA polymerase II-specific. Bases 200 to 1879 code for a protein of 559 amino acids.